This is a messenger RNA of Budorcas taxicolor (takin), 1581 nucleotides long. It is a transcript of the gene POGLUT3, whose product is annotated as protein O-glucosyltransferase 3. Gene Ontology annotation, molecular function: glucosyltransferase activity. Gene Ontology annotation, cellular component: endomembrane system. The transcript is spliced from 9 exons. The record is from RefSeq and is a predicted model, not a curated record. The coding region runs from base 1 to 1581 and encodes 526 amino acids. NCBI's taxonomy places the organism in Eukaryota, Metazoa, Chordata, Mammalia, Artiodactyla, Bovidae.
AUGCGCUAUCUGCCGCGGGCCCGGCUGCUGGCGCUGCAACUCGCCCUGCUCGUGGCCUCGGGGGCCGCGGAGGCGCCGCUCAGCGCGCCGCGGAGCCUGGUGUGGGGCCCCGGGCUGCAGGCGGGCGUCGUUCUGCCGGUCCGCUAUUUCUACCUGCAGGCUGUCAGCUCGGAGGGCCAAAACCUCACCCGCUCGCCCCCAGCUUGCAGGGAGUGCCUUCACGCGUUGAGUCAUCCAGCCCAAGAAUCGGAUCGGGGUCAAACACUAUUCAGAGUAGUAAUCAAAUCUCUGUCACCUAAAGAGUUAGUUCGGAUUCAUGUCCCUAAACCUUUGGACAGGAACGAUGGAACAUUUUUGAUGCGAUAUAGGAUGUAUGAAACUGUCAGUAAAGGGCUGAAGAUAGAAGUCCUUUAUGGUGAUGAACAUGUUGCUCAGUCUCCCUAUAUUUUGAAAGGACCAGUAUACCAUGAGUACUGUGAGUGUCCAGAAGAGGAUCCUCAGGCCUGGCAGAAAACUCUGUCUUGUCCAGACAAGGAACCACAGAUUGAAAAAGAUUUUGCUUCUUUCCCCAGCAUUAAUCUCCAACAGAUGCUAAUUGAAGUUCCGAAAAGGUUUGGGGAUGAGAGGGGUGCUAUUGUUCAUUACACGAUUCUCAAUAACCACAUCUACCGAAGAUCUUUAGGGAAAUACACAGACUUCAAAAUGUUCUCAGAUGAGAUUUUGCUGUCACUGGCAAGAAAGGUCCUUCUCCCAGAUUUAGAAUUUUAUGUUAAUCUUGGAGACUGGCCUUUGGAGCAUCGAAAAGUCAAUGAAACCCCUGGCCCUUUACCUAUCAUUUCAUGGUGUGGCUCUCUGGAUUCACAAGAUGUUAUCCUUCCAACAUAUGACAUCACCCACUCUACACUGGAAGCUUUGAGGGGUGUUACAAAUGAUCUCUUAUCUAUUCAGGGAAAUACAGGACCUUCCUGGAUCAACAAAACAGAGAAAGCUUUCUUCAGAGGUAGAGACAGCAGAGAGGAGAGGCUCCAGCUGGUGCAGCUGUCCAAGGAAAACCCACAGCUACUAGAUGCAGGAAUCACAGGAUACUUCUUCUUCCAAGAGAAAGAAAAGGAGCUUGGAAAAGCUAAAUUGAUCGGUUUCUUUGACUUCUUUAAGUACAAGUAUCAAGUGAAUGUGGACGGGACCGUGGCUGCUUAUAGAUAUCCAUAUCUCAUGCUUGGUGACAGUUUGGUUCUGAAGCAGGACUCACCAUAUUACGAACAUUUCUAUAUGGCACUGAAGCCGUGGAAACAUUAUAUUCCAAUUAAAAGAAAUCUUAGUGAUCUACUAGAGAAAGUUAAAUGGGCCAAGGAAAAUGAUGAAGAAGCCAAGAAGAUUGCAAAAGAAGGACAGUUGACUGCUAGGGAUCUGCUACAGCCACACCGGCUUUACUGCUACUAUUACAGAGUACUACAGAAAUACGCUGAACGCCAGUUGAGCAAACCUGAAAUACGUGAUGGAAUGGAACUUGUUCCUCAGCCAGAUGACAGUGCAUCUUUGUGCCAAUGCCACAGGAAAAGGCCUUUAAGACAAGAGCUUUAA